GAUAAUGCUGCCAGGGCUCAGCAGUGGAGGCCCUUCAACGACCGGCGCGACCUCGCUCUAGCAAUUCGUUCCGGCCCGUGCUGACCCGUGACCGCAUGAACAUAAAAUGGAACUGACAGCUGAGGCAGAGACCUUCAGGUGAGCGGGAGACGGCGGGGAUGCCAUCGACCAUCGUUUAUCUCCAUCCUUACUUCUAUUCUUAGCCACAAGAGCUAACGUAUCCUCAUGCUAUAUGCUGAAACUGAUGCAGUCUCGUGAAGCUUGCUUAGCUGGGGCGUCAGGGACAGGCACCCCAGCGUGCGUGCUUGCACACCGAAUGGCCGGCACGCCUUCCCAGGAUCCCGAGCUCCGGGACAUAUACCUCCAGUUUGUUAAAGAUGAUGUGCUGCCCGAGCGCGAUGAAUUGGUCGUCAUGGAAGGGCGCGGCGGCGACGCCCACCAACAACAACUCGGGGGUGGUGCUUCACUUGCUGUGCCGCCUAUGCUAGGACCUGGAGCGGCGCUGGCCGGCGGCAGCAGCCUUGUGGCAGCGGCAGCAGCCGCCGGCGGCACCACCUGGGUGACGCAUGGCAUCUCUCAGAUGCUGCUGCACGGACCACAGGCGCCGCCGCCGCUACUCCAAGGAACUGGACAGCUCAGUCUCACAGCUUCACAGCUGGCGUCGGUGUUUACGACGGCAUCCAUGUUACGACCCAUGGCGCCAAUGGCGGCUCCUGGCUAUGCAGCUGCAGCGAGCACCCCCGUGGCGGCAGCAGCAGCAGCAGCGCAGCAGCCCGUGCCCGCGGCUUCCACAAUGGCCGGAGGCGCGCAGCAGCAGCAGGCGGCGGUAGGUGCUGGUGCUGGCGAUGGUGGUGCUGGUGCUGGUGCUGGUCUGGCUGAAAGGCUGGGGCUGCGGCAAGGCGCUAAUAAGAUCCAGCAGAGGCGGGAGGCGCUGCGGGCUGUUGGCGCACUGCUGGUCCCGUACGAGACGGUGGAGAAGGACGCGGCGGAAAAGAAGGCGGCGGCGGGCCAGACUGCGAGCGACGCAGCCGCCACCGCCGCCUCAACGGCCGCCGCAGCAGCAGCAGUAGACGCAGCCCGCAUCUCACAUGCGGGCGCCGCGGCAGCAGCUGCGGGUGCGCCAGGCAUUAUUGCAGGCAUCCUGGAGAGCACAGCACUAGUGUCGGUGGUGGUGGGCGGGCCGCCGGGCGCGCCACUGCCGCCGCCGCCGCUGGCCACUACGUGGCAGGACCGGCCAGUGCCGGGGCGUCAGCACGCGUUCCUCGCCAUUGCCGACGUGCCCGGCAAUCGUCAUAACCCCACCGGCGGCAACCGCAACCCGGUCAAGCUCCCGCUGCGACCUGGCCACCCGCUUGCGGACCUGCACCUGCUUGUGGUGGCCAUCGGCGGCACGCGGUGCGCCCACCCAGGCUGCACUCGUGGCGGCAUCAACUGCGUCGGCCACGACUAUGACCUGGUCACAAAGUACCAGCUUGGGUUUGUGGUCAAGCCGUCCUGGGCAGAAUGCAAGCCGAUUAGCUGGGGAAAGGGUAAGGGCGGCGGGGGACAAAACAAGGCUGAGGGAGACGGAGAAGGAGAGGGUGAGGGGCCGUGGAUCCGGACGCAGGCCAGUGCUGUGCUGUGGCACAUCAAGGGACGCGUGUCGGCGCAAGCCGCUGCCGGCAGCAUGCCAGGUGCAGCAGCAGCAGCCGCCGCGACAGCAGCCACACAGCCGCAGCCCGCACGCCAAACGCGCGCGGGUGCGGCGGCACCGGUGGCGGGGGCAGCGGCGGCCAACGCAAGCGGUGCAACGGCCGCUGCGAUGGGCAGCGUGGCACCGCUGACAGCAAGGGCCGUGGCCUCGGCAGCUGACACACCGCAGACGAGCGGCGGCUUCAUGCUCGUUGACGCGGAUGGGGCUGCGAAGGUGCAGCCGGCAACUCGGCGCUCCGUGACCGGCAGCAGGAGCGGCGGUGGCGCAGUUAGUGGUAGCGUUGGCGCCAGCGGUCAUGACGUGCGCGGCGGCCAACUACUAUCACGCCUGCUCAAGCGGUCGCACCCAGACGACUGGUUGGGAGCCGCGCCAGAACAGGAGGCUCAGCGGCACGGGGGCAGGAUGCGUGUAGGGCUGGGGUCGGGGCUCGUGCCGGCGCCAGGGACGCGGCAGCAGGUUGGGUGCGUGUCGGACCCAGCCGCCCGUCAGCUCACAGCCCUUGAGCACAGUGUCAACCGCGUGUGGAACUUCCUCACCGGUCCCAGCCCAACAGCCGAGGGCUUUGCGAAGCUGCUCUGCGGCACGCACGACACGGAUGGCAUUCCGCUCGAGCACUUGCGAGACCGGAACUUUGUCUGCCGCGACCUGCAGCUGCGGAAGAACAACAACAAGCUGCGCUCACCGGAUGAGCGGCUUUCCCCGAUGCUGGGUCUGGCGCACAUGCUUGUGCUGCCCCGUGCCGCGCUGCGUGGCGAGGGAGUGGAGGCGCGGGUCCAGGAUGCGCCGGACUCGGCCGAGGAGCUUCGGCAGGAGGAGGAGCAGGCGAUCGGAAUGGUCAAGGCCCUGAUCGAGUACAUCGAGCCCGCGACCUGGACUGAGCUGCUGGAGCGGAUGCAUGACGGCACAGCCGUGCACGCCGCCGGCAGGUACGGGUACCGGCAGCAGCUGCUGGAGGCGUGUGUGCUGCCCUACGCCAGCAGGUCGGCGCUGCUCACCGCCACGCCGCACAACUACCUCCCGCUGCACUCGGCGCUGCGCUCCAGCCACGAAGGCGCCGGCCGCCUGCUGGUGCGCGCUGGGCUGCAGCUGGCGGACGAGCUGGGGCGGGCGUUCUGCGGCCGGCCUGAGGUGCUGCCCAGAUGCAUCCAGGAGGCCCUGGAGGUGACCGGCACAGCCGUCAGCGCCGGGUCUGGCAGCCCCGCCGCCGGCGGCCGAGGCGGAAGCAGCAACAGCAGCGGGGCUGGUGGGGGCAGCGGGCGGGGCUACCCGCCGGAGGUGGUGGCGCAGGCGAUUGCGGCGGAGAUGGUGUACAGCCUGAGGAACAAGUACUUCCGUGGGGAGUGCAACGAGUUGGGCUUCCAGCCGCCGCCCGGUCGGAGCGGCGAGGCGCUGCUGGUGCGUGUGUGCAGGCAGCUGAUGCCGGACCAGCAGCCUGCUGCAGCGGCCGCCCGCCCGGCUGCGGGGGGAGCUGCCGGCGCCGACGCCAGCGCGGGAGCCGGCGUGGGCGCGGGUGUGGAGGCCGCAGCAGCCGGCAGAGUGGUGGCGCGGAGUGCGGCGGGUCCGCUGCGGCCGUUCCCUGCGCCGCCGCCCUCGGGCAAGACUGCCAAGGCGGGUGUGUUGGGUGAGCUGCGUGCGCUGGCUCGGCAACAGGAUCAGCAGCAGCCCCGCACCCUUGCAGCCCCGCCGUCCGCGCAGCAGGAUAUCCCCAUCUGACUGCAGCAACUGGAACUAUGAAGGAAUGGAAUGAUGCAUGCAGGGCAGAGAUGCAUAUGCGUCCGGGACCCGGGGAGAGUUGAUGUAAUCAGCAAGCCACCACCCAGCAUAGCGUGCCCAGCAGUCCUUAGUCCGGAGGGCGCAAGAGCGCAGAGCGGUGUCUGUGGCGGAGGGCCAAAACUACAUGCUGGGGUAUGUGCCGUGGGAAUGGGUCAGUAGGCUGACUCUGCUGACAGAGAUUUAGGGCAUGGUACAAACAAGGUAUGUUGCAAGAGCUCGAAGUUGGACUCUGCGUGUUGAGUUGCCCCGAAACGUACGUUCGUCGGCACUCCAUAAAAUGCGUUGCGGGGGGCUCAUCAGAGAGCCACUGACCGCGAGAGCCUGUGGUGCAGGCUGUAGCUUCAGCGGACGAGGCGGUGCCAAGGUUGGGUAUAGCCCAGCAGGGAGUGUGCACGCAGGAUGUGCGUAUGUUCGACCGUGAGGGGGGGUGUAGAUACCAGCCCAAACUAAACCAAACCCAAUGGGGGGUUGGUUUGAGUUCGGGGAUUCUGAAGUUACUGGGCCUUGAGCCUGCGCUCAGUGGGCUGCCUCCGCCAACGAGGUUGGAGCAGGGGAGGUUGGGGGUCUUGCUAAUCCUACUAAGCGUGUGCGGGUAGUUGAGCGACUGUUGUACCACGUGCACGGUGUCAACAUGAGGGGUUCAGGAAGGACCACGCCCUCUUAACGG
This is a messenger RNA of Chlamydomonas reinhardtii, 4133 nucleotides long. RefSeq lists its product as uncharacterized. The record is from RefSeq and is a predicted model, not a curated record. The transcript has 7 exons. NCBI's taxonomy places the organism in Eukaryota, Viridiplantae, Chlorophyta, Chlorophyceae, Chlamydomonadales, Chlamydomonadaceae. The coding region runs from base 317 to 3406 and encodes 1029 amino acids.